AUGUCCUCAGGACUUGACCUGGAAAAGCUGAAAUGGGUGUUCCGGUCGAGACCGGACAUCCUCACAGCCAUCCAGCAGGCUGCAGACACUCCCGCACGCACUGCUCUCUUCAACGAGAUCGCAGACUUCGUGCACCAAAGGCUGGCGUUGGCCGAUGUUCAAAACGAACCUGCGGCAAAGAGAAGGCGGGUGGACGCCGACCAGCCUCCGUCCCAACCGCACGCCAACGGUCAUCCUGUAACCGGGAGCUGGAGUGCCGUCUCGCGAGGUGCCAGCUCGGCCGGUUCAAGUGCGGACGUCACUGUUUCGGAGCCAGUGUUGCUUGAGAUCAAAGACAUCUCCGUUGUGGUACCACAGCGUAAAAAGUAUGACAUCUGUUUUACUCAGAGCUGCCUCUUUGCAAAAGCUCAAGGGGCGACGGGUCCGGCGCCUGGGCUGGUGUAUCCGUGGAUCGAGAUCGAACAUGCCUUCUUCCUGCCAGUCCCUGAUAAGUCGCAGACGCAGUACAAUUACAUUCUUUUGCCACGCGACAGCUAUCUCCCUACAUCAAAGGCUUCAGGUGUUAGCAGUGAUAGGCAGGCAUCCCUAGAACCGCUUGUGUUCACGGUACCUGCCGCUGCACCGAAAGCAGGAAGCAUUAAAGGGACGGCGGCCAAAACAGCGGAAGCUUUCGCCGAGUCAUACAGCUGCCUUUUCCAUUGGGCACUCACUACGUCGCUGCGUGCGGCCGGCAACGAGUCCUUCCAGCUCAUAUCAUCCGAUCCCCGAGUUUUCCACAGUCUCGUGAAGCAGCCCCAUCGUCCUAACGAAAAGGCGGUCCAUGUCAAGGCCUUCCGCGGGAGCAAAGAAGGAUUUCUCUUUUUCCUGCCUACUGGCAUUCUGUGGGGCUUCAAAAAGCCCUUGGUCUUCCUUCCACUCGAUAAGAUCGCCGCCGUUAGUUAUACCAAUGUCCUCCGGACAACCUUUAACCUUGUCAUCGAGCUAGAUAGCGACGUCACCGCUGGCGGCAACGCGACAGACAAAGAAAUCGAGUUCGGAAUGAUCGACCAGGAAGAUUAUCAGGUCAUCAACGAAAAUUAUGUCCAGCGACAUGGUCUUGCGGACCGCAGCAUGGCAGAGCAGAGGAGGGCAAAGCGUCAGCUUGCUGAGAAUUUACGCAAGUCUACCAAAGCUGAAUCAUCUGGCGAGCCGUCUCAGAACGAUGGCCUGACGGAGCUUGAGCGAGCGGCACGCGAGGCAGAGCAGAGAUUGCAGGACGAGGAGGAUGAGUUGGAAGAGGAUUAUGAUCCAGGGAGUGACGGCGACAGUGAUGGUGAAGGGUCAAGUGAGGACGAUGAAGGUACUUAUGACGAGGAAGGGUGCAAUGAAGAGGAACUUGGUGAAUAA
Molecule: messenger RNA, 1386 nt
Organism: Thermochaetoides thermophila DSM 1495
Lineage: Eukaryota; Fungi; Ascomycota; Sordariomycetes; Sordariales; Chaetomiaceae
Product: putative chaperone protein
Exons: 3
Coding region: 1-1386 (461 amino acids)
Molecular function (GO): histone binding; nucleosome binding
Source: RefSeq, a predicted model, not a curated record